This is a messenger RNA of Vitrella brassicaformis, 3174 nucleotides long. Lineage: Eukaryota; Vitrellaceae. The record is from the annotation of a GenBank genome assembly.
AUUUCUCGUGCAGAUCUCAGAGCGUUUUGGCAUCUACUGCAGCUGCUGACGAUGUCCCGUCUGUGCGGCAGCUGCACUGAGGACGAGCAUCAGUCGGAGAUCUUGGAGGACACUGCCGGCAGCAGCAUCAUACAGCUGCCCAUCCAGACCGACAAUGAAGUAAAAGACCAGGCCAAUCAACACUCAAAUGGUGCGGGCACACAUCGUGAUGCCGCACACAAGUGGCUGUCGUGAAAUACCUUCACACGCACACUCACGUGUGUGUGCACAUCUCUCUCUGUGUGUCUGUGAUGGUGUGGCUGUCUGUGGGCAGAUGAUGGGAAUGCGGCGGCCAAGCCUGGUGCAGUGGCGGCCAUGUGCAGCUGCUGCGAAUACGUCGAGGAGCAGGGCAAGCUGAAGCUGCAAGGUGCGCACACACACACUUCCACUCACAGCUGCUGUGUUGAUCCUAUCCUUCACCAUCCACGCGUCCGUCAGAGUCGCUCCGAUUGGUACUGGAGUCUCCCGAGUUCAAGGCCUCGCCCCGCGCCGGGAUGCACAAGGUGUUCUUCGAGGACAGCACAUCCAUGUGGUCGCAGGUCAGUGCGCGGGGCGGGCAGCUGUGUACGAAAGGCGGACACAUUGCUGGCUGUGUGGUGUGUGGUGUGAUGAUGUGUGGUGGGUGGGUCAGACCGUCACAAGAAGCCUGGCUAGCCGCAGCCAAGGUCACUUGACGGUCACUCUUCCUCUCUCUCGCUGUAUAUGCAGAUCUUCGCGUGUGCAGGUUUGGCGGGCAUUGUGCUGCUUUCGGGGCUGCAGCAGCAGCAGAAGGAGUCAUCUGGCAAGACUAAGGAAGAGGUACACAUCUACGUGCAGGUGUAGCUAUGGGUGUGCGGAAUUGCCUACAUGCGUGUGUCUGUGUGUGUGUGUACAGGCUUCGACUGCUCCCAAGGUGAACGGAUGUCUUAUCAAGGGAGACACUGACAAUGGUACGCACAUCAUGCCCACGCCUUGAUGGGUCGAUUAUGAAUACCCAUCACCCUCGACGGCAUGUGCGCGCGUGUGCGUGUCCUGCAGCGCCGAAACAGAAAGGAGAUAUCGGUAGGCGCCUUGCACACAUAAACAACCACAACCGGCACUCUCCUCUCCAUGUAAGGUCUGGUGUCUGCCCGCCUACCUGUGCUGUGCACUGACUGCACUGACUGCAGCCGUCCCCGUGGCCUCGCCUCCACCGUCGGACCGCCAGGCACCCUCAAGCAGACCUGCCCUCUUCAAAAAGUCCAAAAUGUGCGUAAGUAAACAGUAUUCGCUUCUCAUGGAUUUGUAUGUGUGCGUGUGUGUGUGCGUGUGUAGGAGGCUCUUCGUUGCCGUGGCUGGGGUAGCGGUUUUGAUCGCCGCCGCGAUUGUGCUCGGCCUCAUGCUGCCAUACUCCUUCUCACACACAUGUAAGGACACCUACCUUCACACACAAAGACAUCACCACCCUUCCCUCCCUCCCUCCCUGCAUGUCAUGUGCAGCCCCUAUAGUGCCGGUGGGUAUCGAGGGCGCCGUUGUGGCCGCCAAAAGGACCUUCUAUGCCCCAGGUAGGUAGGUAGGUAGGUAGGUGGGGGCGGCGGGGAUAGGACACAAACGUCUCAUGUCCAUCACACCUGUGGUGUGCGUGUGUGUCUGUUGCUCGCUGCGAGUGCAGGUGGCUACAUUUUGGAUGGCCGUGACCCAGUGGCGUACCGGAAGCUCGAAAGAAAUGCUGAGGUAUCCAUCCAUCCAUCCACACAAAUGGAGAGGUGGAGUGCAUCGCAUGGGAUCUCGUGUGUGUGUGUGUGUGUGUGUGUGUGCAGCCAGUGAUGGGCAGGAAAGGCGAUUCGACGCUCGAGAGCGACUACAAGGGGCUCUUCAAGGUACGCAUCGACGUUGCUUAGGUCGUGAAUCGACAAGUUGUGUGUGUGAGUCUGUUCUGUUGCCCAGGUUGCCUUUGCCAGCAAGGAGCACAAGGAGAUGUUUGAUACCAACCCGCGUAAGCAAGCAUCGAUUCCACACACGUGUGGUGUGCAUACCCAUUUGUGUGUGUUGUGGGUGCAGGUGCGUAUCUGCCCAAGUACGGGGCCUGGUGUGCCUGCGUCAUUGCUCACGGAGGUCAGUAAGUGCACACACACACACACACACACACAUACGAAGACACAUUGCGUUGAUAUAUUCACUCAGAGUACCGGCCGGCCGACCCGACAAUGUGGGAGGUCCACGAGGGGGAACUUUAUGUCGCCCACGGCCAGCGGGAGCUGGUCAGUGGAGCACUUGCAACUGCACAUGGCUGUGAUGCACACUUCAAACGCACACAGAGAGAAAUGCAUCUGAGUGUGUCCGCUCCGCGUGUGUGUGAGUAUGGUGUGCAGGAGGUGUGGCGUGCCGACCGUUCUGGUUUCAUCACGGAGGGCAACCGCUUUUGGGCGGCUCAGGGGUGGGCCAACUAGCGGACGUACUUACAUGUACUCACUCACUGAUAUACUCAGUCCGUAUGUGUGUACCAUGAUGUCUGGAUGGUACAUUCGUCUCUGGCUGGUGUCACGUCACAGUGGUUGGUGUUUUUGUUUGUGGCUGCAUGUGUGUGUAUUAGUGUGUGUGUGUAUGUGUGGGGGCGGCCGGUCUGAUCGAUCCUAUCCAUGACACGUGGUGCAUGCGCAUCACGGAUACUUUAUUGUGUAGUUCCCCCUCUCCCUCUCUCCCUUCCUCCCGCCCUCUUGUCUGUCUGUCUGUCUGUCUGUCUGCUCUCUGUGUCUCCCUCCCUCUUGCCAGCCGUGUAUGUAUGUGAUUUAUUCGUUCCCUCCAGCAAGCAGGACAAGACACUCAUAGACACAUGGGGCGGGGGCGGCCAUACAUACAUACGUACGUGCAGGUGUGUGUCACUAGUGUUUUUGGUCCUUCUGUGUCUCUUGUCUGCGAGCUGCGAUGUGUAUCCUCCGUCCCUGCCUCCAUCCAUCCAUCCAUCCAUUGUUUUUCUGCUCGCUUGGUGUUUUUCACUCUCUUGCUGUGGGGGUGGAAUCCUGCCUGCCUCCUGUGUCUUGAACUGGUGAGAGGAUGUGGCAUGAGUAGCUAGGUGAUUGUCUGUGUGGAUAGUACAUGCAGUGCCUGUGUGGCGUCUGCGGGUGGCCAUGUGCAGAAUUAACAAUGGUGUGUAAGACUCGUUAAGACUCGUCUGC